AAGACAUUAUAUAGAAAACCCCUUGUUGCAGAUUUCCCCCGCUUUCUCACUUCAAUGAACAAACCCUCUCUUCCCAGCUUAGCUCCACUGUUCAUCAUGUCUUCAAUUCCUUCUUCUCAUCCAAACCCUAACCCUAACCCCCAAUUUUCCCAGCCUUCAAUUUCAAUCAAACCAGUCAAAUUCAAAUGCAAGAAGAACAAGAACAUUCCUAAUUGGUUAGAGCUUCCUGAGGAAGUUUUGUUUCUGAUUUUCUCGAAAUUAAACACGAUUGACAUCAUCGAGAAUGUUCAGAAAUCUUGCAUGCUAUUCCGCAAGCUCUGUAAAUCACCUUCCAUGUUCAAGGUCAUUGACAUGACCCUGGAAGAUGCGUAUAUGGACUUGCCUUAUGAUCCUAAUGUAAUGACUCGAUUCGCAGUGGAUCGUAGUUGUGGUUGUUUGGUUGAUAUUUAUCUGGAGUAUGUUUGUAACGACGAUACGCUAACGUACAUCGUUGACAGGUCGAAGAAUCUUAAGCAUCUGCGACUUGGGCACUAUAUCGAUGUUUCUGAUGAAGGACUCAUUGAAGCUGUAAAAAAGCUCCCAUUGCUCGAGGGAGUAGAGCUUAUUCUGUGUAGUUACUCUGUGGAUACUGUUGAAGCUAUUGGCCGAACCUGUCCUUCAUUGAAAUCAUUCAGCCUAAAUGCAGUUGGGUCUAGUGAUCGUAAGCUAGCUUGCAACGAGGAAGCAUUGGCUAUUGCUAAAAAUAUGCCUAAUCUGCGAAAUCUUCAACUAAUUGGGAACCAUAUGACAAAUGAAGGGUUGAAAGAAAUUCUUGAUGGAUGUCCUCUUCUUGAAUCCCUUGAUUUACGCGCAUGUUUCCUGGUUGAUUUAUCGGGAGACUUGGGUAAAAGAUGUGAACUGAUCAAGAACCUGCGAUUGCCAUUUGACUCCACUGCAGAUUAUGACCAUGAAGCUUAUGAAGAUCACCUUGCUGACAAGUGGAGGGGCCAACAGAAUGAUUAUGACUCUGGUUUUGGUUUCUAACCAAGCAGCCAGGACAGAUUUUCGGACGUGUUGAGGAUAAAUAUAACAUAUCCUGAUUACUGUGUGAUGAUUUCCUGAUCUGUUUGCUUUGCUGGUGAUGACUCCCAUGGACUGUGAAUCUUAUGACUGA
Messenger RNA from Spinacia oleracea (spinach), 1153 nucleotides. Its product is annotated as putative F-box/LRR-repeat protein 23. The transcript is spliced from 2 exons. The coding region runs from base 55 to 1023 and encodes 322 amino acids. The record is from RefSeq and is a predicted model, not a curated record. Gene Ontology annotation, molecular function: protein binding. Lineage: Eukaryota; Viridiplantae; Streptophyta; Magnoliopsida; Caryophyllales; Amaranthaceae.